Molecule: messenger RNA, 252 nt
Organism: Penicillium cinerascens
Lineage: Eukaryota; Fungi; Ascomycota; Eurotiomycetes; Eurotiales; Aspergillaceae
Exons: 1
Coding region: 1-252 (83 amino acids)
Source: RefSeq, a predicted model, not a curated record
AUGCUGCUCUCACGUCAAUUGUCCGGAGCCUUCUCCAAGUCGUUCAAGUCCAACUCUCUGCUCGCACGAUCGUCGGGACCCCACCGCCUCUCGUCCAACUCCAGCCACCCCCAACGCCCCUCCUCCGCCCCUCAAAACACCCGCAACCAGUUCAAGGUUGUCCCCAUCCUCAUCCUCAUCGCCAUCAGCUCCGGCUCCUACGCUCUCCUCGUCAAGUCGCGCACCGGCCAGUCCCAGCGUCCCGCCAACUAG